AUGCUGUCCGACUUGUUGCUGGCCACUCCCUUUUUCCCGAGCGAGAUCCUUCUCGAGAAUUCCCUCUCUUUUUUCGUCGCAUUGCUUACUUCAUUUCCUCAUUCGACUGCCUUUACUCCCGCCGUGCCUCCUUCCACCAGAGGAGUGCUUGACGAUACCCACGAUAUUUACGACCCGCCCACGAUAACGCACCCUCCACGGCACCGCCAGCAGCAGCAGCAACCUGCUCUUGAAUUCGCGCCCUCGUCGUCCAAUCCACCUCGCUCAUCAAGCGCCUCUGGCAGUCUUCGUCGUUUGCGACGAGUCUCCCCACGACUUGACAUCCCCAACCCUGAAGCUCCCACUCACCGCCGAACCACAGCGGUUGAUGAGACACUGAGGCGCUCUCAUCACCAUACUCGACGACACAGCCGACACACAUCUGCCCCGCGAGCAGCCGGCCGCAGUUUUGCUGAUAUAGCCCCCGCUCUCUCUGAAGCAGAAACAGAAGCCGGCGCAUCCACUUCUCAGGACUCGGUCCAGCAAUUGGGAGAGUCGUACUGGCCAUCUCGCUCGACCAGAGUUUCCCCGCGCACAGCCUCUGCUAUUCUUUGGGCCCUGGAAGAAGCUAUUCGCAAACCAUUCCCGUUUUCUCCGUAUCUGGAAGAACUCAACGCUUCCAUGUCCGAACUGAUUAGUCCCGCGGCGCCAGUGGGAGCUGGAACCAGUAUCCGCCCUCAAAAUGGAGGUUCUCGCACAGCACAGGCGUCGCGGCCUGUUCACACCCAGGUGCCAGCGGGCGUGCGCACUCCGACUGAUAUUAUGAGAGAUCGUCGAGAUCGCGAGGCUAGGAAGAAGGCAGAAAAGGAAGCCCGUGAGCAACAAGUAGCACAUGAAGCAGAAUUGCUGCGAAACCAGCAAGAGCAAGAACGGCAGCAGCAAACUCAAAGGCAGCCGUACUCUGCUGCUGCUGGCGCUGCCAGUGGAAACCCCACCACCCAGGCUACACGACAACCAACAUCAGAACAAGGUCGUUUACCUGGAGCGUCUGGAAAUGGGAAUUUGAGACCAGCACCAUCUCAACAACAACCGGCUCCACCGACCGCAUCACAACCCACCCAAAACCCAACUCAGGGUCCGCAACCCCAGGAGCAGCCACGCCGAGCAACGUUCCCCCACGCCUUUGAGCGAUGGGAAACGCUCUCCUCGCAUUGGGAAGGGCUAACUGGGUAUUGGAUCCGGAAACUCGAACAGAACAACACGGAGCUCAGCGAGGAUCCUCUCAACCAACAAAUGGCCCGCCAAAUCAAUGAUUUGUCUGCUGCAGGAGCAAACCUAUUCCAUGCCGUGGUGGAGCUGCAGCGUCUCCGAGCGUCGUCGGAGCGCAAAUUCCAGCGAUGGUUUUUCGACACUCGUGCAGACCAAGAAAAAUCCCGAGAGGUUCAGGCUGACCUUGAACGCCAACUCCAAGUAUUGAAACUGGAGCGGUCUGACGCAGGAGAACUACGCCAAAAAGCAGAAAGUGAGCGCAAAAAGGCCGAGGAAAUGGUCAAAGAAAUGCGGCGCGAACUCCAGAUUUCAAAAGAAGAGGCUAGAAGAGCGUGGGAAGAGCUCGGCCGUAGGGAACAGGAAGAACGGGACCGCACGACAUCACUUCGCAGUGGCGAGCCUACACAUGUAGGGGGUGUCCAGGUAGUGCCUAUGAUCACUGGAAUGCCCAGCCGACAAAAUAGCAGCGCCAACAGACCGCAAACUCGCGAAGGUCCUUAUCCCGGUGGCCCGACUGCUACAGGAAUGGGCGGCAUGCCCCAGGAUCAGGCUGCUUAUUCGGAGGAAGAUCAGCUAGAGAACGAUCCUUUUACUGAAACCCCACGAGCCUCUAGAUAUCCGCCUGCACCAGACCCGGCCGCUUUCACUGGCGGUACACCCAAGUCUCAGCCUCCAGUGACAUCGGCAGCGUACGCAGACCCUCCCGGCCAUUUCUACCAACAUGGGGGAACAGUCCUGCACGGGGAACAAGAGGCGGAUGACCGCUCGUAUGUGGCUAGCACCGAAGGCAGCGAGCUUGAAGCCGAGUACGCAACCCACGGCGGCGUAGACUAUCACGCUGGGGUGGAAAGCCAGGAAUACGCCGGCAGUGACGAAUACGACGACGAUAGUCAACAAGAAUACGAUCCCACGCACCCGCCAGUCUCUGGCGGCGCAGCCCCUGUGCACCACACUUACGGACCGGGCAACGUCGACUACAGCGGCUCUGGCUGGGGUGGUUGGGACUCGGUCACCCCUCGACACCGACAUCCCACGCGUCUGAGUGACGUACUGGAGGAAGACGAGCGGAGCCGAACCAGCCCGAGUCGCGCCAGCCAGGCCAGCCGCGGCUUGCACUAG
Molecule: messenger RNA, 2367 nt
Organism: Talaromyces rugulosus
Lineage: Eukaryota; Fungi; Ascomycota; Eurotiomycetes; Eurotiales; Trichocomaceae
Exons: 2
Coding region: 1-2367 (788 amino acids)
Source: RefSeq, a predicted model, not a curated record